AUGUCUACCACGCCCACCCUCCGGCGGGUCCGCGCUCACUACAACCUCGCUCGUAGUGCGGACCACUCGUCCUACAACUACCCCCUCCCCGCGCGGCCUGCUCAGCCGGAUGCGGUCAAGCUCACCCGUCUCCUCGAGCGGGUCGCGGCUCCCCAGACGCCCCCCAUCGUCCACUCCUACUACUCCGACACCGGCUCGGUCGGCGGCGCGCCCAUUCCGCAGCUCAACGAAGGUCCCCAGCUCCUCCACCCGCGUCCUACCCGGCUCAUCUCGAUCCCCAAGUUCAUGCAGCAGAUCGCUCUGCACGCAAGCGACCCAACCAAGGAGGCGGACCGGGACAUCCCGACGCCGAGAAACACCCCCGUCACUCUUGAUGGGAUGCGUCAGGUGGCGAGCAAGACCCACCCCGUCGGGUUCUACCUCCCUCUCACCCCCUCUCCUCCUCCCAAGCCGGUGAGGCCCCCAAGGAACCCGGCCAGGUUGGCUCCGUCGCCCGAGGUCAUCGCGCCCCCGCCGUCGCUCAUCGUGCCGCCGGUCGCAGCCAUCACCCCCAUCGCGGCUCCGGUCGCGUCCAUCACCGGCAUCACGUCGCCGGUCGCAGCCAUCGCCACGGUCGCUGCCUCCGUGACUGUUGCCGUCGUUACCAACGUCGCUGCCGCCUUCACUGCGGCCGUCAAUGGCGCCAUCACUGCCACCGUCGAUACCCCUGUCGACGUCGUUGGCACCGGCUUGAUCUUGUCGGACGCCACCGCUGUGGACCAAGAUGGCACGACCGCCACGGACGGUUCCGCGGCGGACAAGGACAACGCGCAGGCGGACCCGGAGCCCAUGGGCUGGCUUGACUGGGCCGUGGGGUCUGUGCACGACGCCCUCGGCUUGGGCUCAAGCAGGGAGGUCAGGGAGGCGAGGGAGGCGGCCGAGGUGCAGGGGUACGACAUGGUCUAG
Dioszegia hungarica is the source of this 945-nucleotide messenger RNA. RefSeq lists its product as uncharacterized. Bases 1 to 945 code for a protein of 314 amino acids. The record is from RefSeq and is a predicted model, not a curated record. The transcript has a single exon. Lineage: Eukaryota; Fungi; Basidiomycota; Tremellomycetes; Tremellales; Bulleribasidiaceae.